CUCCCUCUUAAUUAAUGUUUCACACGUUCUUAUAAUCUCAUCUCCUAUGAUCUUCGCAUCGCUUUUUUUUGCUCCUUUUUGUUUUCUUCCCAAAGCCCAAAAAAAUGACAAAAAGAAAAAAGACGAAGAAAUUGAUUUUAUAAAAAACUCUUUCACGGGGAAACCAUAGCGGCAAAGCUUUGUUGGUCCUCAUGAAACCGGGAGGUCAAAUAACUUAUCACGAAAAUCAGAUUGUUCAACCAUUUGCUACCAUCGAUGGUGGUCAUGUCACGAUUAUUGUUCUGUUCUUCUUUUUUGCUACUGUUACGGCUCGUUGCCGCUCAAAGCGGCGGUUCUGAAGAAGGGUCAGGGUUCAAUCCAGCUACGGCUAUAGUCAUGAUCGUACUCGUCAGCGUUUUCUUCGUACUUGGAUGUAUCACCGUCUGCAUGCGGAGGUGUCUCGAGCAAGCUCUAGGGAUCGACGAUGGUCGAUCUGGUGACCCGGGAAACUGGCUUAACAUGAGACAGACGGCGCGUGGGCUCGACGAGUCUGUCAUAGAAACGUUUCCUACGUUUCGUUACUCCACCGUGAAGACGUUGAGAAUCGGCAAAGAAGCCUUGGAGUGUCCCGUUUGCCUCAAUGAGUUCGAGGACGAAGAAACGCUGCGUUUGAUUCCUCAAUGUUGUCAUGUGUUCCAUCCCGGUUGCAUUGAUGCCUGGCUACGCUCUAACGCCACGUGUCCACUCUGUCGCGCCAAUCUUGUUCCUGUACCGGGUGGGUCUGCUUCUUUCGAGAUACCCGGUCUAGCUAGAGAAACCGCUGAGGACUCUCUGGGAACGCCGACUGAUGAUAACCAGAUUUUGGGUUCUCCGGACAAGCGGUUGAUUGACUCAGUGGCUUCGUCAGGUAACCAGAGCAUGCCACGCAAAUCAAUGUCUACUGGGUGGAAAUUAGCCGGAUUAUUCAGCCAGUCAAGUCCGACCGGUCAAACGGGAGAGAAUUUUGACCGGUUCACGCUAAGAUUACCCCAAGAGAUGCACGAUCAGCUUGUGAACCAAAGAUCAAAAGGCCAUGUGGCGUUACCUCAAGCGAGGAGCUCGAUAAGAGGGUACAGAACCGGAAGCCUAGGUACCGAAAGAAACUAUUUCUACUUUGAAAGGUUCGAUCAAGACGGUCGGUUUGACCGAAGACCGUUCUCUAUAACACCUCCGUACCGAACCGGUCCGAUCCAGUCUCCUGAUGGCGGCGGUGGUAAUUACCAGGAGCCUGCUGGUCCACCAAAACGUUUGCUUCUAGCAAUAAGGUCACCGUUUGAUCGGUUAUUCACCGGAAAGAACAAUGCCGGUGAACGUUCGUACCUUCGAUCCGGCGAUGCGAGUCCUGUCUAGGCGGAAGUAAUAAAAUUGGGUUUCUUGAGAAAAGUGAGAUAAAAAAAAAAUGAAAAUAU
Eutrema salsugineum is the source of this 1427-nucleotide messenger RNA. RefSeq names its product E3 ubiquitin-protein ligase ATL15. The record is from RefSeq and is a predicted model, not a curated record. The coding region runs from base 256 to 1368 and encodes 370 amino acids. The transcript has a single exon. NCBI's taxonomy places the organism in Eukaryota, Viridiplantae, Streptophyta, Magnoliopsida, Brassicales, Brassicaceae.